Messenger RNA from Acyrthosiphon pisum (pea aphid), 6292 nucleotides. RefSeq lists its product as uncharacterized. The transcript is spliced from 2 exons. The record is from RefSeq and is a predicted model, not a curated record. Bases 5021 to 5794 code for a protein of 257 amino acids. NCBI's taxonomy places the organism in Eukaryota, Metazoa, Arthropoda, Insecta, Hemiptera, Aphididae.
UAUAUAUAUAUAUAUGUAUAUAUAUAGGUACAUCUUUAGACAUGUCAUACUAAUCAUACUAUACCUCGAAUUGUUUAUGUUAUCUUUCGGGCUAUAUAAUAACGAUAUUAUAAUACAAUUAUUUUCAAUUAUUGUUAAUAGGCUACCUACCUAAUGUAAAAACUUUCUUUUUCAUAUAAUUUUAAAUUGGCCCGUUAUUAUUAAUAAGGCUAUUAUUGCUGUGGUAAUUUUAUCAUUUUUUCAUAUGUAUGUACCUUUAUACGCUAUCAGAAGUGGUAUAAUAAUAAAUUUGAAUUGGAGAGGGGAUUUUUUUUCAAAUUUGUUUGAAGCUUAUGCGUAAUGAAAUAUUAAUAUAUAUACGUUUAUAAAUUAUGUAUUGGAACAAUCAAUGGUAAGUACCUGUAAAUACAUGCAUUUAAAAACAAGUUUAUGAUAAAACUUCUAAUAAUAUAUUAACAAUUUUAAGAUAAUACAAUUUCUUAAAAAUAUCAUAAUAUUAUUGGUUAAAAUUUAUUUUCUCCUUUAAAAUGUCGAUUUAUAAAUGAACUAAAGUUUAUUUCAUUUUUUCAAUUUACGGGGUCUGGAGACAAUAGCUGAAAAUCCCUUCGCAGCUCCAUCACUGCACCGUAUAUUUGUUUUAACAUUAUUUUAAUACAUUCAUUUAGUAUUUUGAAUGCUGUUUUUUACUGGCUUAUUUCGGGUAUUGGUACCGAAAAUCGACCAGAAAAUGUUCGGAGUGGAAUUUAAAAUCCCCCAAGCACGCUCACUCCUCUUUCAUCCCUUAAUAUUGCAUUAAUUAAAUUUGUGAUUUUUGGGAUUUCUAAGUAAGUAUAAUGUAUAUUUUAAGGACCAUAUUUUACAACACUGAGAUUUAAAUACUUAAUAUUAUAUACAGUGCGCAUGUAUCACCGCAGACAUUUCGAAGAGGCGGAUGGCCGUGUCGGCGACCACCUGCAAAUUCGCCGACAAUAAGGAAAUAUUAUAAUUAGCCCGCGUGAGUUGUUAGCACUCGGGCUACAACGAAGUUUUAAAGGGGGAAAAAAUGAUGUUUAAAAACACUUGAACUUGACAGGAGUGCGAUAAUCGUACAAUCGUCACCGGGACGUCAAAAACCGUGCUGCUAUAAUAUGACAGUGUUUGUGUUUCACAUUAUUCGUACGCCGCUAAUUUGUAUGGCGCGGACACGUCGAAAUGGCACAAGGUGUUUAAAAUUCUCCGGUCAUUUCCGUGUGCCCAUAAUAUAUUAUAUGUACUUCUAAUGUUGUUAUUGUUAUAAUAUAUAUCGUAUUGUAACAACGUCGUCGUCCGGCAUAAGGUCGCACGCAUAGUAUCACGCAAACUCGUUAAUUGAAUUUUUCGCGAAUACCCAACGCUGUACAACAUGAUGAUAAUAUUAUGAUGCAUGCGCACACACCGUAUUUAUUAUAUUAUGCCUGUUUGACUACACCUAUGCCUUAUUAUAGUGUACACUUAUGAUUAUAUUAGGUAUAAUUAUUGUACAUUGUACACCUAUUAUGUGGUACCCCCGAGACGAGACGAUAGAGUGUCGUUCGGCAGGCGGAAACAUUUUUUUUGCGUUUGGCGGACAUUGUUAUUACGCCGGCUUAGGUUAAGUUGAUUUUAUUGACAUAAAAUAUGUUGUACAAUACUAUAUAAAUACGAGUAUAACACACAUGUACACCCAAUUUAUUGUUUAAAAAAUAAAAAUUAAUGCGGUAGGUAACCAUACAGCAGCGCAGUUGUAGCGUCUUAUUAUUGGGUACCUAGGCGUAACUACACCGUUUGAAAAUCGAGUGAAAUGUAAUUUUAUUAUUAUUGUACAUAUAUUUUAUAGGAGUGAAUAUUUUAAAUUUUUAAUAGAAAAUAACAACGACACGCGCAACAACGGUUGAGAGAGACGUAUUAUUCAUAUAUUUAUUAUUAAUUAGUAUUAUUUAUUAUUCAUAUAGUAUACCUUUAUACCUGGUAAUAUUAUUAUUAUACGUUGCGCAGUAUACGUGAGAAAUACGCGUAGUUUGAGGCAUAAUAUAAUUACGUAUAGACGUGUAUUGGAACAGUAUAAACUAGUAAAUACCGCGAAUAAAAUCAAGUCGCAAAUACAUAAUAUAUAUGUAUAUAAUAACAUUCGGUAGGUACGGAUUUAAUUUAAUUUUGUAAACAUCUAUUGGUUUUAAACGAAAUAAAACCUGUACACUAAUCAUUUAAGACCUGCAGUAUUAGUGCGUGGCUACAGGUUUUUUUUUGUUUUUUUUAAUGGGAUGGUGGAGAGGAGUGACCUUUCAAAGAAUUUACCUUUAUUACAAUAUUAUACCUAAAUUAUUUUCUUUUAUUAUACGAGUACAGCGGUUGGAUUUUGAAAUAUAUUGUGUUUUGAUUAAUAUUCGAUUUAAUCAAUAAACAGAAAAGUCUAGUAUAUUAAUAUUAAUUUGUGUACCCUAUAUGGCUGUAUAGCUAUAGCAGCUAUAAAUAUAUUUUACUUAUUUUUUAUUCAUUACGCGCCAAGAAACCCGGAGGCCGCCACUACCGUGUCCAACUGGAUUAUCUGUAAUGCUGUAUGUAAUUUCAAAUUUGUGAUAAUAAUUAUAGUAUGCCUACCUAAUUACAUAUGUAAUUUUACAAAUUUGUUAUUUUGUCAAUAUUAUCAUAUAAUAUACUCGCCUGGCGUCACGUAGUUACACAAAUAUUGUUGUACAGCAGUAUAAAUUGUAGUAACAUAAACAACUCGAAGUCGUAUAAUAAUAAUAUAAUCAUCACGCCAUACAGCUGUUUUAUCCGUCUUCGACUCAUAGUAGUGUGUCGUAGCCUAAUCCAAGACGGACAACAGGAAACGACGUACUUAACACAUAAUACAUAAUAUGAUAUCGUAAUAAUAUCCUACAGUCGAGCCUCGAUAAAUCGAAUUUUUUUCACGCCCCUAGAAGUGUUAAUGAGGUAUAUAACUCGAAAAAUACACAAGUCGAAUUUUUAUUCCCCUUGAGAUUCGAGUUAUCGAGGCUCGAAUGUAAUAUAAUACGUAUGUUGGUGACAUUCCUCAGCUGGAACGAAUACCUCAUAGUGUCUGCUAUUUUUUUUAAAAAAUUUUAUCGCAGUCUCUUAUGAGUAUAGGUACCUAGAUAUUAAAUAUCUACUGCAAUAACUAUAUUGCGACAUCAUCUCAAACUAUAUAUUUCUGUUAACGUUCAUAUUAUGUUAUAUGUUAUUAUUGACGUGCGUUUGUUAUGUCUAUGUGGUAGGCGACGAUGUGCACUAUAAAAUAUAUCAUAUAAAUACGCUUGAAAUGUGUUUAUAUAAGUAGACGAAACGCGUUUUCAAAACUAUGAAAAAAAAUUCUAUCCUAUUCGUUUGUUUACACAGGAAACGUGCGGUAUACGCGGAAAUCCAUAAAUCUGAAUACUUUUUUUUAAAAUUAUUGACCUUCCAAUCCUACACAAACCUGCAGCCGUAGCAAUGUACGUGUUUAGCGGUCGUUCUAAAGAGAUUAAAAAAUAUUUCGAUUCCGUAUAAAAACGCAACUGACCGCAGUGCUAAAUGCUGAAAAAUCAACUGAUAGGUGAAUACUUAUUACUUGAUGAACGGUAGGAAUAUUAAAGUAUUAAACGAUGGGUUAGGUGGUUAUUAAAGAUUAAUUACAACUACAUAAAUGAUAUGUAAUAUUAUUAAAAAUAGUUGUCCCACCCGGCGUUUCCCGUGCCGACAGUUUAUUUUCUUAUAAAUAUAAUUUUAAGAGAAUGUAUAUGCCAUAUUUCUGCAAAUUAUUAUAAUAGUUAUAUAAUAUUUAACUAAUGGAAACCAUAUAAAUAAACAAAGUAUAUAUAUUCUUUUUUCGGGGGCUCAGAAAAAUGUCAUGUAUGAGCUGCCCUUAAGCUACCUAAGGCCCUAUAUAGGGGUUGAACAAAUAAGCUGCACACACCCUCCAAUUCUCAAGGAGUAUAUUAAUAUCACUUUUAUUGAAAAUGGUCCAGUAGUUUUGAGUAUUCAUUUCGGAUAAACUAACACUUGUAACCAACAUUCUGUAACCUAUAUAUAGGGUUAUCGUUGGUUAUAGCAGCUCAUAAAAGUUGAAAUAUAGGCUCUGAUCUGGACAAUUAUUUUAAUUAUAGUUAUUUUAUUUCACCAACAACUAGCCCAACAAUUGGACUAGCUUUUAAAAUCGGAGAUGGUCAAAUUCCCACCUUUAACCCCCACCCCCCUCAAAUGAUGCCACUGACUUUAGGCACGGAGGACGAAAAUCAUUAGGUAAACGACUCGUCUAGUCAAACGACCUGCAGUACGUUGUCGUCACUCGUCGUGAUUAACAUUACUUAUUAGUUAUUAAUAAUUAAUACUAUAGUAAUGACUAAAGACCGGAUUCCCGUGCAAUUGCAUCUUUUUAUAGCGUGUUCUAAAUUCAAUAGAAACAAGCUACAAAUCCAAAUCAAGAGAUGUAGAUUAAUUUAAAGAAAGUUUUAUGUUGCACAAAAUUGCACGUUUUUGGGUUUUUGCACAAAAUUGCACGUUUCGGGAUUUUUUUUAUAAAAAUGUACUUUUGUACAAAUAUUUUUGUAUUUUUGUAUUAUUUUUAUCGUUGCUACAUUAUAUUGUUAUACAAAGUAUUGGACUUUUAUAUCUAACAAUAUAAUAAUUAUAUAUAUAUAACGAUAUAAUACGAAGUAAUUAAGAUAAUGACUAAGGUACUACGAUAGUCGAUAGAUUAUCGAUUACAUAUACACUAUACAGCCGUCGUAGUCAACUCGUGUUUUAUACAAUUUUGUAGUUAAUUAUUACUUGAUAUUAUUUAAUUUAAAAUGCCGAAAAUUAGUAGUAGCCAUUGUUCUAAAAUAAAGUGUUGGAUCGAAAAAUAUCUAGAAUUGAAAACAGAAGGCAAAAUUAUAUUUUGCACGUCGUGCAAUAAGGCUAUUGGUUGUGAACGUAAAUCACAAGUUGAUGCACACUGUAAUUCAAAUGUGCAUCAACAAAUGACUGCUGCUAAAAAAAAUAAGCGUAAUCCGGUACAAAUGUUAAUACCUGAAACCACCUCAGCAUGGCUAGUCGAAAUGAAUUUUUAACAGACAUGUGUUAUGCCUUGGUAGCCACAAAUAUUACUUUCAAUAAACUUCAGUCGACCCCAUUUAAAAAUUUUUUACAAAAAUAUGUUAAUCAGAAUAUUCCAGAUGAAAGUACGUUACGAAAAAAUUACUUAAAAAUAUGUUUUGAAUCUACUCUUACAAAAAUACGGGAAAAAUUAACUAACAAUUUCAUUUACAUUAUGGUAGACGAAACGACUGAUUCUAGAGGGCUGUAUAUUUGUAGUUUAAUUGUUGGGAUACUUCAUCCAGAAAUAAUGCCUACUUCAUUCCUGAUUUCUUGCAAAGAAUUGAAAAAAACCAAUUAUGAAACGGUUUCUCGAUUUGUGAAUGAUAGUUUAAUGGAAUUUUUUGGAGACACGUUAUUUCAAGACAAAAUUCUGCUGUUUAUUAGCGAUGCGGCGCCAUAUAUGAUAAAAACUGGAGGAGCAUUAAAAAUAUUUUAUUCUAAUAUGAUUCAUAUAACUUGUGUUGCCCAUGGCUUAAACCGUGUGGCCGAAAAAGUUAGAGACAUUUUCCCGGGUGUAAAUAAACUGGUAAAUAAUGGAAAAAAAAUGUUUUUAAAAGCACCUCAUCGUAUUACUGCUUAUAAAAAUUGUAUGGACUGUCGCCUUCCUCCAGAACCUGUAAUAACAAGGUGGGGAACAUGGUUAGAAGCUGCUUUGUUUUACUCUGAAAAUUUCAGUAAAUUUAAUGAAUUGGUAUCUAAUAUAGAAGACUAUAUUAGAUAAUACUAAUGACUAAUGAGUAAUUAUACAAAUCUUUCAACUCCGUGUGGUUUUAUUUUGUCGCCAUUAAUUUAUUAUUUUAAACUUCGAUUUGUUAAUAUUUAGGUUUUGUUUUGAUGAGCGUCACGUACCGAAGAGUGGUAUUACGCAAAACGCCGAGUUUGCAUUCAAAAUUGUCCAAUAUGUAUUCAAUACACGAUCGACAUUGAAAGCUAUAUGCAGGAUUAUUUUUUCAGACGUUGAGUACUGAAUAGCUUACGAAAUAUUUUGGAACAAGGUACCUCCACCUACUAUAUUAUAUUAUAUGUCUAUAUGCAUGUACCUUGUGGCCUGUUCCAAAAUAUAUAGGUACACGCAGUACAUUUUAGGUGACAUAUAUUAUUUGGAUAGAAGCGAUGAUUACAAAUGAAUAACAUAAUAAUAUUAUUGGAAUAAUAAUUUUAGUAUAGUUUACCUAUAAUAUACCAAUAUCAGUUUUUCGUUAAUAGUACCUACUGUUCA